GGCUAGAGCAGCCACAAUCUCUGGUGCAAGUGGUCUCUUUGCCCGGCGAAAACGCUCAGUGAUAAGCCAAAGCUUUUGCUUAUCAGUAGGGUCUCCACUGAACUCUUCACUUCAUCGCCUGAUGACCAUCAUGGCCAGUUGAUGCCGGCAUGCAGAGCUGUAGACAAGUGAUUAACCGGCUGCUCCAGUUCCAGGUCCGCCGGGCAAGCACACUGGCCCGUGUGAGUGGUUCACCCGGCUAUGUGGAGAUCAAGGAGCAGGACUCCAGCCUAAAAUAUCCACCAGUUUGGCUGAGGGACAACUGCCAGUGUGCCGAGUGCUUCCAUGCCGCCACCAGAGCAAGGAAAAGUCACUGGGAGCGUGGUCCGGUCAAUAUAGAAGUCCAGCAAGUGGCCUUCAAUCAAGAGCAGCAGCAGUUGGAGAUCCUCUGGCAGGAUGAGCAUAAGAGCAUCUUUCCCAUGGCCUGGCUACGGGAAAGGGACUUUGGCGAAGCCUCUAGAAAGCGUUAUCUGGAGGAGGUCUACAAGCCACCGGCACAACUAUGGGGAAGAUCGGAAUUUGAUGCUGUGCGAAGGGAGUUUCAGUACCAAGAUGUUAUUCAGGAGGAUAAAGUACUCAAGAAUUGGCUGGAGGCGCUGGCCGUUCAGGGAUUCGCCAUUCUCAAAAAUGCACCCAACGACACCAAUGUGGCCAAGCAUUUGGCCCAAAGGAUUGGCUAUAUUAAGCGCACCACCUACGGCGACGUUUUCGAGGUGAAAUCCAAACCAAAUGCGGGCAACUACGCAUAUUUGAUGACUCCUUUGCCGCUUCACACCGAUUUGCCGUUCUACGAAUACAUGGCGGGCAUCAACAUCCUGCACACGCUCGUCCAGUCGGUUUCUAAGGGCGGUGCGAAUACCCUUACGGAUGGGUUUAAUGCUGCUGCCAGGCUGCAAGAAUUGCAUCCGGAGGACUUUGAAGUACUCAAGACGGUGCCGGUGAAUUGGUUCGACAUUGGGCACGAUGGCGAUGAAUCCCGGCCCUUCCACAGCCUCUGGAGAGCUCCGGUGAUCUGUCUAGAUGUGGACGGACGGGUCACUAGGAUCAAUCAGAACACGCCGAAGAGGGACAGCCGCUUUUCCGUUCCGCUGGAGCAGGCCAUGUCCUGGUACAGGGCAUACGACAAAUUCCUGGAGAUCGCCCAAUCCGAGGCCGUCGAGUUCAAGACGCAGGCCGGCGAUGUCUUUGCGUUCAACAACCUGCGCAUGCUGCACGGCCGAACGGCCUACGAGGAUGCGCCGGGCAACAAACGACACUUGGUGGGCGCCUACGUCGACUGGGACACCAUCUACUCAAAACUGCGAACACUCAAGUUCCCAAAUGCCAAAGAUUAGAGUAUUAGAGAGUUCUUUAUGUGAAGAGCCGUUUAUAAUUCAAAUAUUAUAGUUCAAUUCAGAAGAUCACAUAUUAUAUUUAACUGGGCCACAGAACCGAUCCAAGGAAAUAUCUAU
This is a messenger RNA of Drosophila gunungcola (fruit fly), 1490 nucleotides long. Its product is annotated as gamma-butyrobetaine dioxygenase. The record is from RefSeq and is a predicted model, not a curated record. The transcript has 2 exons. Gene Ontology annotation, cellular component: mitochondrion. Gene Ontology annotation, molecular function: oxidoreductase activity. Bases 150 to 1373 code for a protein of 407 amino acids. Lineage: Eukaryota; Metazoa; Arthropoda; Insecta; Diptera; Drosophilidae. Gene Ontology annotation, biological process: carnitine biosynthetic process.